Pisolithus orientalis is the source of this 1603-nucleotide messenger RNA. RefSeq lists its product as uncharacterized. The transcript is spliced from 8 exons. The record is from RefSeq and is a predicted model, not a curated record. Lineage: Eukaryota; Fungi; Basidiomycota; Agaricomycetes; Boletales; Pisolithaceae. The coding region runs from base 366 to 1424 and encodes 352 amino acids.
AUGUAUUACCCCGAAAUCGAUAGCAAAUUCUUAUCCAGACUCUUAUCCCUACUGACACUGCACGUGACAUCAGAUUUCCUUGCCUACACUAGGCUACACAAUGUGGCUCUGAUCAUUGAUGGGCUCCGCCCACACCGGUGUGAUGUUCGUCAAUGUCGACGAACCGAGUAAAGUGCCAUAGACUGAUCGGUAGCUGAAUUGGAACACGUUGUUACAGAUCAGGCAGUUCUCAAGCAUUGCGUACGUUACCUGCAAUCAUGAUUCUGAUCGCAGGGAAGUUGAUGGUUUGGACACGCGCGAUUCCAUCGAAGGAUCUGUGACACCAGAAGUGAUUUUUACUACAAAGAGAAGCAUCGGGAAUAAAGAUGUAUGAUAUUCUAAGCCUCCCCCCCCACUUCCUCCGGCCCUCUCCCAAGUUAUAUAACAUGGCGUCCCCUGGACUAACAAUUCAACAAACCGAAGUUGUUGGUACGGUCUUGCCCAUCGCUGCGAUGGUGGUCACUUCAUUCCGUCUGUUCGUGCGGAUGCGACAACGCCGUCUUUGGUUAGACGAUGUUUGGGCCGCGCUUGCCAUUGUAUUCGAUAUAAUUUCUUUGGUAGCAUUCUGGUUGUAUCUGCAUGACUACGCUCGAUAUUCUCAAAAUACAAGGGUGGCAUUGUAUUAUACAAACGUACAGAUCUUCUAUGCGGUCGUUUGGUCGUCCAGGAUCUCGAUUUUAUUCACAGUUGUGCGAUUGACUUCACCUGGCUCACUGAGGAGAUGGAUAGUGCGUACCGCCGUCGCAUUUGUGGUUGCAUGGAUGAUCCUUGGCGCGCAAAUAUUUUGGACCUGCGAAGCAGAAAGUGGUUGGAAAACGCAACCGCGCCCUCAGUGCGAUACAGGUAGGAACGUUGCCAUUGCACAGAUAAUUACUGAUGUGAUCGGUGACACGAUCUUAAUACUAGCACCAUUCCGUCUAAUUCACCAAGUCAGGCUCACUAGGGCCCAGAAGAUCCGACUUCUGUCUAUUUUUUCGACGUCUGCUGUUACCACUGUCGUCAGCCUCACCCAUGCAUAUUAUGUGUUUUAUAAUGGCGGGCUGAAAGUAAUCAUUGCUGCUGUGGUUGAGGUAUCAAUUAGCUUGAUUGUGGCGAACUUGAGCGUACUUGUCGCUUUCCUCUUUCGCAUCAGCACUGAAGAUCCCACAACCUCUGUUCCACUGGAAUUCACGUCCAUAAUCACCUUGGGCUCACAGCUGAUUCGGAGCGGAACACGGUACAAUCCUUCCUCAACGUCAACGAUGGUGGUUAUGGUUGAGACCCAGACAAUGAAAGUGAAUGAUGUCGGCACGGCUCCUAAGCAAGCUGCUGGAACAAACGGCAAUGAUAUCGAAGUUGCAUCCCUUCAAAUACCUGCCAAGCCAGGUCCGUUGCAUGACACUUAGUUAAUGUGAUUGAUAUAGUUCCAUCUGCGUUCACCCCGUGGUACUUGUCAUUCUCUUUUCCGUUAUUUCUGCAACAAUAUUGCCCGUCCUACUCUAAGUGAUCAUUACACGGGCUCGACAUCAAGAAAUCGGCUCGAUAUCCAAUGUCAUUCUGACACCAAAUAAACAUUCAGUCCGUG